CACAAAAUCUGUGAUGCAGCUAGCGCAUACGUCACACAUAUCGUGGAUCAUGCAAAAUGUGCAUGACAAGUCCUCCAAUCUUCCAGACCCAGACAUUUUUCCACUUGACAUCCCGUCACGAAGUACGAAUCUUUCGUCCACCGCGGCCACGGGCACCCGCCCGUCGACCCUUUCUUCCGGGGCGGGCAUUUAUCAGAAUCCGCCCCCGCCCUCGGGGGCCUCGACCGCAGCCGCACAGAUUGCCGUGCCCCAGGGCAGCGUCGAGGCCGCCACUGCGGCCCAGGCAGCGAGUCGCGGGAAGCAAGUAUGCCUUGCAAGUAUGCCUGGGUCUGGAAGGAUGCAAGAACUUGUGAUGCUAUUUUUUGAUUCUAAAAAAAUCUGUGCUGCAUGACAAGCAAUAGGAGUGGUCCAGUUUUUGCCACGUGGACGAGAGGACAUUUCUCAUGCAGGCUAGGCAUCAAGAAGUCCUCAGAUGAAAAUCUGUCAUGCUAGGGCCUGCAUCACAGACAUCACGGCUCAUGCUAAACGUGCAUGACAAGUCGCAGAAUCUUCCAGACGUCCAGGGAAGAUAUUUGCAUUUCAUAGCAAGCGUUCAGCUACGACGUUGGGUCCAUGUAUUUGACCCUGGGCAUCCUGCCCUAUGAACUGCAACAGUAUCCGAUACUCGUAUAUUAAAUGCAUUACAAAUUUCCUCAGCAUGACAGAGAAAAUUUGUGAUGCGGAUUUACCUUAAGAUAAACAUGUUGUAAUGCAUGACUGCAAUUGCUACGAGUUCGAUACUUUUGCACAGGAUAUGCCCACCGACUCCCUCAUCUCCGAGCUGGAGCAGUUUGGCGUAACGCAGAAGAACAGCAGCGACUCGGGGGUGGAACUAUGAACUGCAAAAGUAUCGUACUCGUAUAAAUGCAUUACAAAUUUUCUCAGCAUGAGAAAUAAAAUUUGUAAUGCAGAUAUCCCUUGGAAACAAGAUUUGUAAUGCAAGACUUGCAUUUGUACGAGUGCGAUACUUUUGCACAGGAUAGGAACGGUCCCGAGACCACGUCGACGCGCGCCUGGACCCCAACCGUUUCAUAUUGCACUGAAAAAUGCCCCCACCCCGGAAUUUGCAAAAGUUUCUCAUGCAUAAGGUUUUCAAAUGAAAAACUUUUUGUCUAUGCAUGAAGGGACUACGAGUCUUUCUGAUGCAGAAUCUAGGUGCGCAAGGUAUCUUCUGCCUGACAGAUCCGGCUGCUGUUGGGCUCCUUUGCAACACAAAUUUACGCUAUUCAGCAUGGAAAAUUUGUGAUGCCGAUAUAUGCAAGACGGGGAAAGUUUGCAUUGGAAAGGUUAGCAAUGCAAAUGCUGCCAAUUUCUGAGGUGGGGGCAUUUUUCAUUGUAAUACUUGAGCCAAUUAACCGGGAAAAAGCUUUCCGCCAAGGAAAAAUUUCGGCGAAUGUUCAAGAGCAUGGCCGUGUCGCACGCGGACAAACUGCGCAAGGAGCUGUUUCGCUUGGAUUUGUGCUUGCACCGGCUCUAUCAAAUGCAAAUAUGGAUCUGGGUCUGGAAACUUGUAAUGCUGAGUUGUGAAUAGUGAUUUCUCGUCUGUAAUGCGCAGCCAAGCGUGAGAAAUAUUUCCGCGCCGGCUUCGUGUUGCGCUUUCCGCAUGACAAACUGCGUUUUGCAUGACAAGCAAAAGGGUCUCUUCUUGGACACGCAUCACAAGCUCUUCAGUCUUGCCAGAUCGAAGCAUAACAAACCUUGCAUCGUUCCAGACCCAGACACAUUUGCAUUUGAUAUGCUCACCGAAAUGGAUGAGGAAGCCGGGGAAUCGGGGCUUGAGCGGUGGAAAAGCUUUCUGAUGGGGCACAAGCAGCUUCUGGACGCCUCCGGAGCUGCAUCAGCGCCUCCGGCCGGCGCGAACGUUAGCGCCCCCUCCUCACAGUUGUCAAUAAAUCCGCGGGCCCAGAACGAGGGGGGGCCGCCGAGCAACGCAGACUCUGGCAUGACGCACACUUCUUCUACAUUGCAGCCGCUCUCCUCGGAUCAGAGCCGCUCGUCCAAAAAUUCCAACGCGCUCCGAAGAAGGCCAGCUGAUAUGAGCAAGCUGGCUUCUAUGGAUGUGUCAGAGUUGAAAUCGACAAAGUUGAAAUAAUUUGCCAUGCAUAAAAUGGAUGCGAGUUGGAACCCAGUUUUGCAACUGGCGCAUGACAAAUCUCGGUGGUCCCUCGAGCCAGUUUGUCAUGCUGUUUAGGGAAAGAAGGGUGGUUUUCUCAUGCUACUUUAGCAGCUCGAGCUGUAACCCCAAACAGGCUUACACCUGCUCUGCAACACACGUGCCUCGGGUCAUGCGUUUUAUGCAUGACAAAUCAUUUUUUCAACUUUGUCGAUUUCAAGCCUGACGCUUCCAUAGCUUCCUCAAGGUUGGUCCCGACAGCGACCACAUCCACAAAUACGGGCGGCAACCUUAUCAACUGCAAAAAUGACUGGGUCUGGAAAGUUGGAACUUGUGAUGCUAACUUUGGACUCUAGAAAAAUCUGUAUUGCAUGACUAGCAAGAGGAGUCCAGUUUCUGCUACGCGGAGAGGCCAUUUGUCAUGCCGAAUAGGCAUCAAGAAGCACUCAGAAAAUCUGUGAUGCCAGGGAAUACAUCACAGACGUCACGGGCCAUAUAAAAUCUGCAUGAGAAGUUCGCAUCCCUCCAGACCCAGAUGACACUUUUGCAUUUGAUAAACCUUACCCUAAACACCAUGUCGACGACGUCAGCGGGAGCAGGUCUGAACAAAAUGAAGAACGGAGGGGGGGUCGGCGGGGCCCCGAUUUUUCCGGCUACUUCUAGCGGCACGACUAGUGGUGCCAACAUGAUACAAGAGCAGUAUAUGAAGGCCAAAUUUGAGCAGAUGAUGGAGCAGCAGCAGCAGCGCAGCGACCUGCAGAUCAGUAGCCAAGCUUUGCGCGCCGGCCCUGCUACAACUAGUGGCGCCUCCUCAUCGUCGGCGUCCAAAGAGCUUGGGCCUGCCAUGGUCAUGUCCCCGCGUGGUGGAGGUGGUCCAGACGGUGGUGGGAAAGGAAAUGAUACACCCACAGCAACUGCCACAGCCCCGCCGGUGUCAGCGGCUCUGGAACGCAUCAAGCGGCAAUCCAAGUCUGCGCCGCCCGGCCUGGAUCCGGGCAUGAUGGGACUGCCCGUCGGAGGAGAUUCGGGAUCGGGCGACGUGGCCGCGUCUCCAAGGGACGGUGGGUCCUCCAGCUCUUUCAUGAGCCAGCAGCUGCAGCAACAGUUCGGGUUCUCGACUCCCACGGGGAUGGACGACGAGGGCGACAACUCCGACUACUUUGACGUCACCGGUCAGCACACGCCGCGCGAACAACAGGAACAGCACAGCAUUACGCAUUGCAAAUAAAUAUGUCUGGGUCCUCUGGAAGAGUUGCAACUUGUGAUGCAAACUCUGGGACACACAAAGAUUUGUGUUGCAUGAGCACCAAAAGCUGCCCAUUUGCAUUUCUACUUGCUACUUACGCAAGUCGACAGUUUCUCAUGCGGGGCAGGCAGCAAGAUGCGUCUGCAAGCCUGUAAUGCUUUUGCGUGCAUAAGACACCACUUGGGUGGUCCGAGAGGUGCAUAACAAACAAGCGCACUCUUCCAGACCCAGACAUAUUUGCAGUGCAUAAGCCUGCAGCAGGCGCAAUUUGGCAGCCCUUUUUUUGGUCCACCCCCCGGAGGUCCGGGCUUCGACCCGAAUUUCGAUCCCGCUUAUUACCAGCAAAUGAUGGCGGCGCAUCAUGCGCACAUGCAGCACAUGAUGCAGCUUUACGCCGCAAACCAGCAGAGUGCCAUGUCCGGCGACACUAGCACCACCGGCGUAAGCUACUCCUUUCAACCGCAACCCGGGGCCAUGCAGUUGCCUCCCCCGGGUGCAUAUCCUCUGCAAAAGUAUCGUACUCGUAUAAAUGCAAGUCUUUGUCUUGCAGCAUUACAAAUCUUGUUCGCAAGGCAAAUGUGCAUUACAAAGUCUAUUUCUCAUGCUGAAUGAAUUUGUAAUGCAUUUAUACGAGUACGAUACUUUUGCAAUGCAUAGUGCAGGUGGUCCGCCCAAUCCGGGAGACCCAAAUCAGUACGCCGCCUACCUUAUCAAAUGUAAAAAUGUCUGGGUCUGGAAGAUUCUGAGACUUGUCAUGCAGGUUUUCUAGGACCCAUGAGGUGUGGUAUGUAGGACAUAGCAUGACAGAUUGCGUGAGGGUUCUAUCAUGCCUAUCCUGCAUGAGAAACUGCCUCCCGAUUAGGUCAAAAAUGGACAGCUUUUGGUAAUCAUGCAACACAGAUUUUUGCAUGCUUCAGAUUUAGCAUGACAAGUUGCAUUCUUCCAGACCCAGACACUUUUACGUUUGAUAUACCUGGCCGCGCAACAGGCUUAUAUGGUGGCGAUGGCGGGGACGACCGCGGGGGGUGCGAUAUGCAAUUUUGCAAAUAUCGAUCUGGGUCGUCUGGAAGGUCGUGAUGCAAGCUUGUCUUUCUAAAUAUAAAAAUCUGAACUUAUCGUACAAAAACGAAAAUCUGUAGUGUUGCAUGAGCAUGGAGCUGCGGCAAAAACUAGCCAAAUGACAGCGACGAUAAAAGCGAGAAGUUUCUAAUGCGGUUGCGGAACAGGCAAAUCACAAUAAUGCUCUUGCACGACAAAGAUAAAGAACUUCUGUGACGCAGCAGCUUCGAGAUGAAGGUGCAUUUUUGUAGUUCUAGAUUAUUUUUGUAUUUUAACACCAGAUGUUCUUCUUGGACAUGACAACCCUUGCGCGACUCCUUUUUCCACCCCCAGACACAUUAUUUCCCAUCGAUAUAAAAAUGCGAACAUCAAUCGCAAUAGCGGGGGGAAGAACAGGAGCAGUGGGCCGUCCGCGAGCAGCACAGCCUCUAUUAACUGUAAAAAUGUCUGGGUCUGGAAGCAUUCAUGUUUGUCAUGCUUGUCUGGCAUGACUCUGAAAUCUGUCAUGCACGUUACCCAAGAGCUCCGUUUUUCAUUUUCUGUGAUGCAGAAGCGCAGUUUGUCAUGCAGAAUAGGCAACACCUAGGAGCUCAGAAACUUGUCAUGCUGAGCCAGCAUUUGUAGCCUCAUGAUGAGACGCUGCCCAGCAUCACAAGUUUCCAGACCCAGACACUUUUACAUUUGAUAGCCUCCGGGGGCCAGCAAAUUAAAACCAGCAGUAGAAGGAGCCAGAAAAACAAUAAAGUGCAGAUCACCGCAAGCGACUCAGAAAAACAAAUAUGCAAUACAAAUUUAUUGCACUUCCUCCCGUACUAUAGGGAUAACUACACGACGACGACGCACAAAUAAUACAAAACGCAUGACAAGUAUCUUCGCUAACAUAUUUUUACUACACUAGAUCUCUGUCAUUCUGAAAAGCAUUUUUGAAGAAAAGCGCGGUCAUGCAGAAAUUGCAUUUUUACUUGUGAUUGUGUCAACUACUGUCGUGUACCAGUAGUACUACGGGAGUAAAUUUCCUGUGGAUAGGAAAGUGCAGAGCAGCAGCCAACAGGGGCAAAGGGCGGGGCAGUCGGCGGCGGGGGGAAAAAGCAGAACAAGUAA
Amoebophrya sp. A120 is the source of this 5558-nucleotide messenger RNA. Lineage: Eukaryota; Dinophyceae; Syndiniales; Amoebophryaceae. The record is from the annotation of a GenBank genome assembly.